GGAGUGCCUCUUCCGAAGGUGCUUCCCAGCUCCAGUGCGCCGGCGGGGGCGCCUUCCAGCCCAGAGCAGCCCGAGUACAGACAGGCCUCGCGGGGAGGAAGCCGCAAGCCAGAGCUGGGCAGGACUCGGAGGAGAUCUGCGUGGCCCCGACUGCCGUGCUGGCCGGAGGAUGCGGGGGCGGCAGGCAGGAGGGGCUGAGCACGCGUGACGUCCCCGCGGCCUCUCGGUCACGGCCGUCUCCGCUGCAGCGGGAAGCACCAUGAGCACGAGGAAGCGUCGAGGAGGGGCCGUCAGCUCGAGACAAGCCCAGAAGCGAGCUCGGGAAGCGGCCUCCGCCCCGGGCAUGGCCUUGGAAGCAGAGCCCAUAGAGCUGGUGGAAAGCGCUGGAGAUGAGAUAGUGGACCUCACCUGUGAGUCUCUGGAGCCUGUGGUGGUGGACCUGACGCACAACGACUCUGUGGUGAUCGUUGAUGAAAGGAGGCGGCCGAGGAGGAACGCUAGGAGGCAGCGCCAGGACCACGCGGACAGCUGUGUGGUGAGCAGCGAUGACGAGGAGCUGAGCAGGGACAGGGACGUGUAUGUGACCACGCACACUCCCAGAAACGCCAGGGAAGAGACAUCGCCGGGGCUCAGGCCCUCCGGCACGGUCAGCUGUCCGAUCUGCAUGGACGGGUACGCAGAGAUUGUGCAGAAUGGGCGUGUCAUUGUUUCUACAGAGUGUGGCCAUGUCUUCUGCAGCCAGUGCCUCCGAGACUCCCUCAAGAACGCCAACACCUGCCCGACCUGCAGGAAGAAGAUGAGCCACAAACGCUAUCACCCCAUUUACAUCUGACGCGCUGCGAGCUGCCUCGGGGAAGACGGACAGCGACAUCCCGCGGGCUCCUCACACGGCCUCCGUGGGUUGUCUGCCCCCGAUUUCCUGAGCUCAGUGACUUUUAAACCAAGGCCCGAUCCGUAAACUGCUUCUUGUUUCCACCCUCUGAGGUCCGCUCGUUACCUCCAGCUUGAUGCCUCGGCGGGAGCCAAAGCCCUGUGGCCGGGCGCGGCCUGCUCCUGGCGGCCUGGUCCCAGGCAGCGAGGAGCUGCGCACCUCGGAGUGAGAGGAGUUCCAGCCUCUCCAAGACCCGCACGUUUGCCAAGAAGCUUCCCACGUGGGAGGCUUGCGCAGCGCCCUUCAGUGCUGUCGGGAGCCGGCCCUGGGCAGGGCGUGGCCAGUCUACCCAGCUCCUGCGGGCACGCUACCUCACCCAGGCCUCUGCCCGCACGGUGACCGAAGGACCAGCCGCUGGGCUCCUGCCCGACACCUUCGCAGUGACACGCAGGGGUCUCUGAGGGCGUGGCCAGCCCCUGAGGAUGAAACGUGCAAUAAAAACCGGCCGCCGCCGCCUCGCAGCCCAGGUUGCAGCACCGUGAGUGUCCCUCAGGCCCCGCCUGUCCUGUCACCCCCGUUCUCAGGAACUGACCAGGCCCAGAGUCCCUGGGCGCGGGCCGUGCACGUAUACAGGGCAGCCUGCACUCGGGGUCCACUCCUUUCUGACAAACCCAUCCUCGUCACCGUAUGCCCGCUGGUCCUCAGUCCGCCCACGGUCUCCAGUGUGGACACCGGGAGGCGGUGCAGUAUCUGUGGCCUUAUCAGCCCACGUCCAGCUGUGCCCAAGCCGCAGCCCCCUGUGUCUCAGAGCGUGGCCCGCCCGACGGCUGGGGCCUGCCUUGGCCUUCUCACCACCCCACAACCAACAUGCACUUCAGAAGCUGUUCUCUGGCCAUUUGGACUGGCCCUGUGGCGUUCUGGCGGCCCUGUAGGUUCUGGUUGGCAAAGUUCGGUGGCCCCUCCUCACCAAGAGGCAGGUAAUGCCCCUGCCCUCUCUGCAGGCAUGGCAGCCUCUGGUCUCCAGGUGGCAGUGCUGCUCCUAAGGCACAGGCUGAGGGGUGACGGGCUGCCAGCCUGCCCCACCUCCCCGCCCUCCCCACAGGCCUCGAGCCAGACAGCAGCCUGUGUGUGUGGAGCAUCUGCAGGGGAGAGGCCUGGCUGCAGCAAUGACUGGCCUUCGGCUCCCUGGGAGGAGCAGGGACUCGGCACAGUUCACUUUAACGGCUGAAGGAGGGCCCUCCUCUGUGAAGUUUUCUUCAUUCUGCCUUUUAGCUGUUUGGCUAACUUGCGGUUGGUUAGUCUGAAUGAAAGGGAUGAUGUGGGACGUGGAGCGGAGGAGCUGGGACACGGCUCCCACGUGGGCCGUGCCUGUCGCCCGCCGACUGGACUGGUUGCCGUCGCGUUUCUCCGGGCUGCGUGGGAGCGCCUCCUGGGACCUGCCGCACCAGCUCCAGGAGCGGGGUGACCGCGCAGCCCGCCCGUGUUUUCUGUGUAAGGACAAACGUUGAUCAUGAAAGUUGUACUUCUGCAUUAAAUUGGGGGCAAUGUUCACUUCUGCUGUUCAGAAACUGCAAGAUAGGAAAAGGUCCAUAUGAAAACCCUCCUCCUCAGUGUACAUAGUCCAAACCUUCCUUUGUUACGUUUAAACUUGACCCAUAAUGGCCGUCUGUUUUGGACCUCUGCAGCGUUACAGAUGGAAAUAAAACCAGGAAUUUGAAC
Pipistrellus kuhlii (Kuhl's pipistrelle) is the source of this 2590-nucleotide messenger RNA. It is a transcript of the gene RNF4, whose product is annotated as ring finger protein 4. Lineage: Eukaryota; Metazoa; Chordata; Mammalia; Chiroptera; Vespertilionidae. The transcript is spliced from 8 exons. Gene Ontology annotation, molecular function: transcription factor binding; zinc ion binding. The coding region runs from base 260 to 832 and encodes 190 amino acids. The record is from RefSeq and is a predicted model, not a curated record. Gene Ontology annotation, biological process: positive regulation of transcription by RNA polymerase II.